AUGUCCAUCUGUCCAUAUUUUGGUUGGUUUUUCUGCCCUCCCAUUGACCCCAAGGAUCAGCUGAACCCAUCAAUGCAGGGCCCAGUGACCUUUGAGGAUGUGGCUGUGUAUUUCUCCUGGGAUGAGUGGGGGAUCCUUAAUGUGACCCAGAGGCUCUUGUACUGUGAUGUGAUGCUGGAGAACUUUGCACUCAUUGGCUCACUGGGCUGUCUGUGUGGAUCUGAGGAUAAGACUGCCGUUCUUGAGCAGGUAAAGAGCUGCUGGGCCCAUCUGUCAGAACAGCCUUUCACAUGUGAGGAAUGUAGCAAGGACUUCCUGGCCACCUUGGACUUUGUCCAGCAACAGGGCACUCACACCAAAGGGAAGCUACAGAGGGACACCAGGGAGACCUUUCCUCACUGCUCCAAUUUCAGGCAGCACACAGGAGUCCACACCGGACAGAAGCCCUUCAAGUGUAGCAACUAUGAGGAAUUCUUCCUGAAGAGCUCUGCCCUCCUCAACCACCUGAGAACUCACACAGAAGAGAGAUUCUAUAGAUGCCCAACAGGUGGAAAUGCCUUCUUGGAGAAAUCGGCUCUUAUUACUCACAGAAAAGUUCACACUGGAGAAAUAUCCCAUGUGUGUAAGGAUUGUGGAAAGGCCUUCAAUAACCUGUCUAAAUUGAGCACCCACCAGAAAGUUCACAAUGAAAUAAAACGUUAUAAGUGCAGUGAAUGUGGGAAAACGUUCAGCCACAAAUCCACGCUUGUUCAGCACCACAGAAUUCAUACAGGAGAAAGGCCUUAUGAGUGCAGUGAAUGUGGGAAAGCUUUCAGCCUUGUAUCCACCCUCAUUCGGCACCGGAAAGUUCACACUGGAGAAAGGCCCUAUGAGUGCACUGAAUGUGGGAAAUUCUUUACCCAAAACUCUAACCUCAUUCGGCACCAGAGAGCUCACACUGGAGCAAAGCCUUAUAAAUGCACUGAAUGUGGGAAAGCCUACAGCAGAAUCUCCUGUCUCAGUCGGCACCAGAAGAUUCAUACCAAAGAAAGCCUGUAA
Molecule: messenger RNA, 1038 nt
Organism: Trichechus manatus latirostris (Florida manatee)
Lineage: Eukaryota; Metazoa; Chordata; Mammalia; Sirenia; Trichechidae
Product: zinc finger protein 584-like
Exons: 2
Coding region: 1-1038 (345 amino acids)
Biological process (GO): regulation of DNA-templated transcription
Cellular component (GO): nucleus
Source: RefSeq, a predicted model, not a curated record